Messenger RNA from Triplophysa dalaica, 5151 nucleotides. Its product is annotated as interferon-induced very large GTPase 1-like. The transcript has 4 exons. The record is from RefSeq and is a predicted model, not a curated record. Gene Ontology annotation, molecular function: GTP binding. Lineage: Eukaryota; Metazoa; Chordata; Actinopteri; Cypriniformes; Nemacheilidae. Bases 1 to 4773 code for a protein of 1590 amino acids.
AUGUCAGAUGCAACAGAGUCAGCAACGUCAGAAGUGAUAGGACUUGUUGAAAGAGCCGUGGGAGCACUUGGAUCUGGAUUAGCAAGAUUUGUGGGAAGAGCAGGAUCAGAAAUGUUUGGAACAGCACCAUCACAGACACAACCAGCAGAGAUGGGGGAACACAUGAAUUCUGGAUCAGUUCAAUAUUUACAACAGGGAGAUUUGGAAAAAAUAAGAUAUCUAUUUCAGAGGCUUCAUCUUGAAGGCACACAGCAGAAUAAAAAGAGUGCUGCAGAUGUUCUUCAGAUAACCGCACAUUCAUUACGGUCUCAUGAAUCUUGUGCGGAUGAGGAGCUGGUUCAGACAUUCCUACAGAAACUACUGAUGAUGGACUACAGAGCAAGAAAUAUUGAAACAUUUAAAGAGACCAAUGAGCAGGACAACACGCUUCAAAGCGGGAAUGACUCGUCUGAAGAUGCAGGGGAUGUUUUUGAUUUUGCUGUGUUCAAUAAAAAAACCAGCAAAGCAGAUCAUGUUCACCUGAUGGAUGUUCAGAUGGCCGUGUUUCAUUGUGCCGAUAUUCUCCUGAGGCAGCUUAUGGUUACUAAACUUUCCCAGUGUCAGUUUGCUCUUCCUCUGCUUGUACCUGAUCCAUUCACACAAAAGAUUCAGUUUCCUCUCUGGUCGUUCAGACAAAUCAGCAAGAGCUGGAAGAUGAGAAUUUCAGACAAAAUCGUCAGUAAAGUCCAGCCGGUGUACAAAGCAGAAACUCCAAUGGUUUCGUUUUUACGGUUUGGCUCUUUGUCUUUGUCCAAGUCUCAGCUGAUGAACAGUCUGAUCAAUGAGAAACACAACACAUUCUUCCACAGGAACUGUCCGGGCAGCAGCAGAAACAGACUUCUGAUGGACGGAGUGGUGGAGAUUGCCUGGUUCUGUCCCUCUGGGAAAAACACAGAUAAAUUUAAUGAAUGUGUGGCAUUCUGUAACCUACACGGUGAUGCAGGAGCCAAUGAGAAACAACUGCAGAUUCUGAGUGAAAUGUCUUCAGUCAAUGUUGUCAUUCUACCACAACUCGACAAGAAUGACAAAAGUGCAACAAAGAUUCAAAACCUAAACAGAGACAAAAAACCACUCAUAUUUCUUCUCACUGAGGUUGAAUCUGCUGUUAUUAAGAAUAAGGGAAUAUACAAAAUUGGUCUGAAAGACAAAAGUCAGUCAGAAGUAUGUAAAGAACUCAGAAGAGCUAUAAAUGACUGUCUCUCGUCUUCAGCAUCAGCUUCUGUGUUCAGACUCGAAGAUGUGCACCAAUUCUCAGAUAUCAGAGUAGAUGAGGAAGAUGAUGAAGACUGCCGGAAGGGAAGAGAAGCAGCAGAACAGAUGUUGAGUUUACUGAAGAAUAAACAUCUGACAGAUAUCAAAGGGUCAUUUCUGCCCUGUCAGGGAAAACUAUGGCAUCAGUGGUCUGAAAAGAACAAAGAACUUCAUCGGCCUCAUGGGGGGGAUGAUCUAGAAUUAGAAAUAAGCAACAGACAAAAAGAAAUGAAGAAAAUUCGUGAACAGCAACAUGAAUCUAAAAUGAGUCCGUUCAUCAAGUUCUUUAUAAAACAGAUGAACUCAGAUGCUGCAUACACAAAGUUCUUUCUUAAGUGGCUCAGAAAUCUUCUGGAUGAAUAUACAUCAGCUGAUAUUUCUGCUAAAGAGCAAAAAGAACUGGAGAAAAUAUCUGAAGAUCUUCAAGCUGCAACCUUCGGCUUGGAGCACAUCCUGAGAGAGAUCGGUCAGAUCUAUGAAUCAUGUUCAUCCCUAAAGAAGAACAAGACAGACCUGGAGUGCUCCUACUCUUCUCUCCCGAGUAUUGCAGCUGAGAUGAUGAUAUCAGGAUUUCCGCUGGAGCUGAUGGAUGGAGAUGCUGCUCAUGUUCCUAUGAUCUGGGUAACUGCUGUUCUAGAUAAACUCAUCCAGAAACUGGGAGACCAGAGAGUGUUUGUGAUGUCAAUUUUAGGAAUUCAGAGCUCUGGGAAAUCCACCAUGCUGAAUACCAUGUUUGGACUUCAGUUUGCAGUCAGUGCUGGUCGCUGCACCAGAGGAGCUUUCAUGCAGCUGCUCAGAGUGUCAGAGGAGAUGAAAGAACAGCUGAAGUUUGACUAUUUUCUGGUGGUUGAUACCGAGGGUCUUCGUGCUCCAGAACUGGCUGGAAGGAGCACAAGGCAUCAUGAUAAUGAACUGGCCACAUUUGUUGUGGGUCUUGGUAAUCUGACCUUGAUCAACAUCUUUGGAGAAAACCCCUCUGAGAUGCAGGAUAUUCUUCAGAUUGUUGUUCAGGCCCUUAUGAGGAUGAAGAAGAUCAGACUGAAACCCAGCUGCAUGUUUGUGCAUCAAAACGUUUCAGACAUCACAGCUGGAGACAAAAACAUGGAGGGAAAGAGACGACUACAGGACACGUUGGAUGAGAUGACAAAACUUGCUGCAAAAGAUGAAGACUGUGAUGCAGACUGUUUUAGCGAUGUCAUUAAUUUUGAUGUACAGAAUGAUGUGAAGUAUUUUGCGCAGCUGUGGGAGGGCAGCCCACCCAUGGCACCGCCAAAUCCAAACUACUGUGAGAAUAUUCAAGAACUAAAGGAAACUAUUAUCUCACAUGCCACAAAAUCAGACGGUUUGAAACUCACGCACCUACGUGAGCGAAUUCAUGAUCUCUGGGAGGCUUUACUAAGUGAAAGUUUUGUGUUCAGCUUCAGAAACUCUCUGGAGAUUGCAUCAUACAAGAAACUAGAGACAGAAUAUAGCAAGUGGACCUGGACUCUACGCAGUGCCGUGCUGGAAAUAGAGAACAAACUACAAAUCAAAAUAGAAAAUGAAGGAAUUCAUGAGAUUGAGAAAAAUGAUCUGCAAAGAGAUCUGAAGGAGAAAAGUGAAGAAGUGAAAAAAUCUAUAUCAGAAUUCUUUGAGAAAGACACAGAAAAAGAUAUCCUGAUUCAGUGGAAAGUGUCAUUUGAAAUAAAAAUCAAAGAGCUUCAGGAUAACAUUUUAAACAAAGCAAAUAAGAAAUUAAACGAGAUUCUUCAGCAGCGAGGCCUGAAGAAAGAGAUUGAUGCUCAGAAGACACGUCAUGAAAAUACCCUCUUAGAAAAGAGCAAAGAACUUGCCUUAAAACACAAAGACCAAAAUGACGAUGAAAUACUGAAAAAAGAGUUUGAUUUGUUUUGGGAAGCCUGUGUGAAGAAGACCAUCAAAGAUACUCCUUCAAUUCAAGACAUUAACAUAUUAAGAGAUGUGAAAAAUCAUCUCAGUGACAACUAUGAAAGUGUCUCUGUGGAACAUAGGAAAGAGAUCAGGAAUAUUUUCACUACGCAACAAUAUCCAAGUUAUGUUCAGUUAAAAAAGUCUGUUCGUAAAGAGGCACUUGGUUUAAUUCUGUCUAAUGAAGAUAAAGCACAAAUAAGAUCCUUGAUCUCAGACGUUUGGCAGGAAACAGACAAGAUGAUCAUUUCAUUUAACAUGUCAAAGAUGGGCUACAACACCAGCUACAUUCAAAUACUCAUAGAUUACAUCAAGGCAAGAAUAGUAGAUUAUGAAGGACAAGUGAAAUAUAAAUUCAAGAAUGAAUUCUUUGUGGAUUUGGUAUUUUCCAUAUUCAAUAGAGCAAAAAACACUUUCAUUGACCAACACAGAAUGUUCAGGGAUGCCAACGAUCCUGUUCUCUAUAUUGAGAAGAAGAGGACAGAAUUCUAUAGUAUUUUCCAGAAAUACUGUCAAGGAGCAACAUCUUCUGCAAUUUUUGGUCAGAUCAUCUGUCAGAAACUAAAAGAACCAGUUGAAAAGAAUGUCUUCGAAAAAACUGCCAGAACUGUAGCAAAUGAAAUACAAAUGAACAGCCUUUCACUGAAUGGAAACAGAUCAAAUCUGGAGAAGCACAUCUUAAAGAAGUUGGCAGAAGAGGAGAAGUUUGACAAAUACAUUAACUAUAUUGAACAUCCCGAGGAUCACUUCAAGAGUUUCAUCAGAGAGGAAGUGAAUGAGUACAUCACUGUUAAUUUCGGUAGACUUCAACCCAAAAUGAAAGAGAACAUUGACCACCUGCAGACGAUGAUCAUGACAGCUGCACAUGAAUCUACUGAACAUGUUCAAAAGAACAGCGGAGAUGUUGAUUUGUGGUUAAAGUUUUUCACACAAAAGCUCUCAGGUGUUCUGACGUUCACAGUGAAAGACCUGAGUGGAGUAAGAUGUGACGAUGUUGAUGAUUUCAACCUAUUAGAAGAUGUGAUAAGAACAGAACUUCCAUUCAUUAUGUCUGCCGUCCCUAAAGACAAAGAUACAUUUAAUAAAAGACUGGAUCUCAGCAACAGACCAGAUGAGAUUCUGAUUGAUCACUUCUGUCAGUGCUGUUGGGUUCGGUGUCCAUUCUGUCAUAUCAUCUGCACCAACACAAUAAACAAUCAUGAUGAAGAUCACAGUGUUCCUUUCCAUCGUAUUGUUGGAUUAGCAGGGAUGUCCUAUAGAGACACAACAAACCUUUCUAUUAGCAUCUGCACAUCAGCAGUAGCAAGUGAUCGAUCUUUUUAUUCACAUGAUGAAAAAUUUCUCUGGAGAGAAUAUAGAAAAGCCGGAGGAGUUCAUGCAAAGUGGAGCAUCACUCCUGAUCUCUCUGAGCUGCCCUAUUGGAAGUGGUUUGUGUGCAGAUUCCAGGAAGACCUAGAAGACCAUUAUGGGAAAACAUUCCAGGGUAGUGGAAAGAUUCCGGAUGAAUGGAGAAAAAUUGAAAAAAAGCAAGCUAUUGAGAGUUUGGUUAACAUGUAAUGAAGAUAAACUAGGAGCUGUAAGAGAAACCCCGUAAUUACACAACACAACAUAUAAUAUAAAUGAUACGUUCUUUAUUCUCAGUUAUUUGGUAAUUGAUCAUACUUUGUUAACUGUUUAAAAAUUGGUUAAAUAGUUUUUUAUUGAAAUUAUUAUAAUUAUUACAAUAUUAUUAUUAAAUCAUUUACCUAUGUAAAACAAAUUACAAAAAUAUUUUUAUUAUCUUCUGCAAUAAAUCAAUUAAAACAUUUAAUUAAUACUAUUUACAUGAUAUACUGAUUAAUUAACCACAAUUAAUUAACAAUUUUUUUAUCAUCAACUGUAUUGAUAUUUGCUAUGAAAAAAGGAAGGUCACAAGAGACCCAUUUAUUUCUUUGA